Messenger RNA from Procambarus clarkii (red swamp crayfish), 684 nucleotides. RefSeq lists its product as uncharacterized. The record is from RefSeq and is a predicted model, not a curated record. NCBI's taxonomy places the organism in Eukaryota, Metazoa, Arthropoda, Malacostraca, Decapoda, Cambaridae.
AUGAAGCACUUACAAAGACAUCCGGAAAACUUGAAAUUGUACCGUGAAAUAAUUAUGAAGCAGCGCAAUGACAAAUUUAUUGAGGUUGUAACAAAUGAUGACCCAAAGGAAGGACACCACCUGCCACACCAUCCAGUACUGAAAAAAUCAGCUAUUACCCCAAUAAAGAUAGUCUUUAACUGCAGUGCUAGGACCACACAGAAUAGUGUAUCACUGAAUGACUGCCUUCAAACUGGCCCUAGCCUGACACAAAGGAUAUUCGAUGUGCUGUUAAAGUUCUGCAUUGGGACUGAAGCAUACACGGCAGAUAUCAGAGAAACCUUCCUUAGGGUAGGUCUCCAAGAAGAAGACCGUAACUACAAAAAGUUCCUAUGGAUCGAGGAUCCUAACGAUCCAAACAGUGAUUUAAUCACCUACAGGUUUGCAUCUGUUUUGUUUGGCGCCACUUCUUCUCCGUUUCUGUUUCAAGCUACCUUAGACUCGCACUUGAAGAAGUCUAAUAGCCCAAAUAAAACAGAAAUUAGCAACAACCUGUAUGUGGACAAUUUCCAAGGAACACCCAGCAGUGAAAGCAAACUGCUGAACAUAUAUGAUGAGGUCAAUCUAGAAUUAUUGGGAGCAAAUAUGCCUAUCCAAUCUUGGGUCUGCAACAAUGUCAAAUUAAAUCAACUGAUCGAAACAUAA